Messenger RNA from Vespa mandarinia (Asian giant hornet), 1120 nucleotides. It is a transcript of the gene Sec13, whose product is annotated as nuclear pore and COPII coat complex component secretory 13. Gene Ontology annotation, cellular component: COPII vesicle coat; nuclear pore outer ring. Gene Ontology annotation, molecular function: structural molecule activity; protein binding. Lineage: Eukaryota; Metazoa; Arthropoda; Insecta; Hymenoptera; Vespidae. Gene Ontology annotation, biological process: protein import into nucleus; COPII-coated vesicle budding; positive regulation of TOR signaling. The record is from RefSeq and is a predicted model, not a curated record.
UUUGCGCACAUGCUUCCACGUAGUGACAGGCGGGGAAAUAACAUAACCUUCGGUACGUCUGUAAAUAUUUAGUUAUUAUAAAUUUUAAUCAGUUUAUGGAUUAAAUCAUUAAGAUAAUCAAAUAAUAAAUAAUACAACAUGGUGUCUGUUCUAAAUACUGUUGAUACAAAUCACGAAGAUAUGAUCCAUGAUGCUGAAAUGGAUUAUUAUGGUUUGAGGUUAGCAACAUGUUCAAGUGACAAUUCUGUAAAGAUUUUUGACUUAAAAAAUGGAUCGCAGAGUUUAGUUGCAGAUCUUAAAGGACACGUAGGUCCAGUGUGGCAAGUUGCUUGGGCACAUCCCAAAUUUGGAAACAUUCUAGCUUCAUGUAGUUAUGAUCGAAAAGUUAUUAUCUGGAAAGAACUUGGUGAAUGGAUAAAAAUCUAUGAACAUACAGGACAUGAUUCUUCAGUCAAUUCAGUUGCUUGGGCACCACACGAAUUUGGUUUGAUUUUAGCCUGUGGUAGUUCAGAUGGUUCCAUUUCUAUACUUACUAAUAAUGCCGAUACCUGGGAUACACAAAAAAUAACAAAUGCACAUACUAUUGGAUGUAAUGCAGUAAGUUGGUGCCCUGCAAUAGAUACUAGUUUUGAUUCAAAUAAUAUUCAACAAAAAACUGGUCCAGUAAAAAGAUUAGCUACUGGAGGUUGCGAUAAUUUAGUAAAGAUAUGGAAAGAAGAAGGUGAUAGAUGGAUAGAAGAAAAUAAACUAGAAGCUCACAGUGACUGGGUACGUGAUGUUGAAUGGGCCCCAGCAGUUGGACCUUCUAGAGCUACCUUAGCUUCAUGUUCUCAAGAUCGUCGUGUAGUUAUAUGGACAUCAAACGAUUACUUGAAUUGGACAUCAAAUGUUCUUAAUAUUUUUGAUGAUGUAAUUUGGAAUGUUAGUUGGUCUCUGACAGGUGGUAUUUUAGCAGUUAGUGGUGGAGAUAAUAAAGUUUCUCUUUGGCGUGAAAAUUCAGAAGGUCAAUGGGCAUGUAUCUCUGAAUUAAACAAAGGUCAAGGCAAUCUCAAUAAUACAGAUCAACGUACUUUGUAAUUUAAUUAGUAAAAUAUAUAUUUUAUAUAAGUAUAUAUGUUAA